This is a messenger RNA of Acanthochromis polyacanthus (spiny chromis), 1227 nucleotides long. It is a transcript of the gene g6pc1a.2, whose product is annotated as glucose-6-phosphatase catalytic subunit 1a, tandem duplicate 2. Gene Ontology annotation, cellular component: membrane. Gene Ontology annotation, molecular function: glucose-6-phosphatase activity. The transcript is spliced from 5 exons. Bases 52 to 1134 code for a protein of 360 amino acids. Gene Ontology annotation, biological process: gluconeogenesis; glucose 6-phosphate metabolic process. Lineage: Eukaryota; Metazoa; Chordata; Actinopteri; Pomacentridae. The record is from RefSeq and is a predicted model, not a curated record.
UGAUAGCAACAGUCCCGUUUGUUGUUCCGCACAUCACCACACUACUAGAAGAUGCUCGACGCAGUGAUGGACGCCCUGCAGGGCUUCGGGGUGAGCAGCACCCACUACCUGCAGACCAACUACAAAGACGCCCAGGGCUUGUUUCUGUGGGUUUCCUGGGCGGCCGACCUCAGGAACACCUUCUUCAUCUUCUUCCCGCUGUGGUUCCACCUCCGGGCUUCGGUGGGCAUCAAGCUCAUCUGGGUGGCCGUGAUCGGAGACUGGCUCAACCUGGUGUUCAAAUGGAUCCUGUUUGGAGAAAGACCCUACUGGUGGGUUCAUGAGACGCCUUAUUAUGCAAACAGCAUUCGCCCUCACAUCGAGCAGUAUCCAAUGACCUGUGAAACCGGACCAGGAAGCCCCUCUGGUCAUGCUAUGGGAGCUGCAGGCGUCUACUACACCCUGGUCACCUCCAUCCUCGCAUUAAUGAUCAGCAAGAAGAAGCAUGGAGCCAAGAAGCCCUCCAACAAAGAAUGGUACCUGAAGGCCGUUCUCUGGACUCUGUUUUGUGGAGUUCAGGUCAACGUCUGUCUGUCCAGAGUUUUCAUCGCCGCCCAUUUCCCUCACCAGGUCGUAGCCGGAGUCAUCACAGGUAUGAUCGUGGCCGAGGCCUUCAACAGAACCCAGUGGAUCUACAGUGCCAGCAUGAGGAAGUACUUCUACACCGUCCUCUUCCUCACCUCCUUUGCUGUGGGCUUCUACCUGCUGCUCAGGUUUCUGGGCGUUGACCUGCUGUGGACGCUGGAGAAGGCCCAGAAGUGGUGCAUCCGUCCGGAGUGGGUCCUCCUGGACUCGACACCGUUCGCCAGCCUGCUGAGGAACAUGGGGACGCUGUUCGGACUCGGACUGGGCCUCCACUCGCCGCUCUACACCGAGACCAAGAAGAGCAGCAGCGGAGCGAUGAAGGCCGGAUAUGUCAUCAGCUCUCUGGUUCUGCUGCAUCUCUUCGACUCGUUCAAACCUCCGACCCACACCGCUGCCCUCUUCUACCUGCUGUCCUUCUGUAAGAGCGCCACGGUUCCUCUGAUGACUGUCAGCAUCAUCCCCUACUGCCUGAACACAGCGCUGGGCCUCCACAGCAAGAAGGGAGUCUGAGCUCCUCAACACAAAGACUGAAAAAACAAGAACUCUUUCCUCUGGUGCUCUACCAGCUGCUCUCCAGGAAAACGAAAAAAAACCUCCAGAUUU